AUGUCCACCAUACCAGCAGAAGAACUAGCCAAGAACAACAAUCGGAAUUCCUGCUGGAUAGCCAUCAACGGCACAAUCUGGGACGUCACAGCUUUCAUCGACCAACACCCUGGCGGAGCGAGUCUGAUUCUCCGAGUCGCGGGCCAGGAUGCCACGGAGCAAUACGAGACCUUCCACGAUGCGGAUUUGGUAGAGAAGACGCUCGGUCCUGGGGCUAACAAGGGCACCAUCGAUCCACGCACCAUCUUGAAGCCGGAAUCCAAACCCACACCCAAGGGCAGUGUCGCAAGAGGACCUCCCCCACUGAAAAGUAUCAUCGCCCUCGCAGAUUUCGAAAAGGUCGCCGAGAGACACAUGACUCCCUUGGCAUGGGCGUACAUUUCCUCCGGCUCGGACAACGAAGUCACGCUGAGAGAGAAUGCGAGGAUAUACCAAAAAGUCUUCCUUCGAGGUCGGAUCCUUCGAAAAGUAGGCUCCGUCGAUCUCAGCACGACGAUCCUGGGCCAUGCUUCCAGUCUCCCGAUCUAUACUUCCCCCGUCGGCUUGGCGAAAUUGGUGCAUCCGGAGGGGGAAUGUGCGAUUGCGAAGGCAGAUGGGAUUGAGGGGGUUGUUCAGGUCGUUAAUACGGUUUCGAGUGUGCCGAUUGAGGAGAUUAUGAAGGCUAGGAUUUCGCGGGAGCAGCCUGUUUUCUGGCAAUUGUACCUGAAUAAGGAGUUGGAGAAGUCUAGAGAGUUCAUCGAAAGAGUGGAAAAGACGGGUGUGAAAGCUAUUUGGCUGACCGUGGACUCCCCCGUCACUGGGAAUCGGGAACGAGAUGAGCGGUCGAAGGAGGUCGAGGAAGAGGUGAAAUUCGUUCUGGAAAGCCACGUUAGAGAAACCCAGGGCGCUGAUAUUUGAGACAGUUCGAAGAAGACCUCGAAGCAGCCGUCUCAACACUCCGCAGCACCGGCGUAGCAGCUUCCAACAAUUCCUUCAUCAACGCCGACGCCGACUGGGAAAUCAUCGACUGGCUCCGCUCCGUGACCAAACUCCCCAUCGUCGUCAAGGGAAUCCAAUGCGUGGAAGACGCGAUCCUCGCAUACGAGCACAAAGUCGACGGGAUCGUGCUCUCCAACCACGGCGGUAGAUCCCAGGAUACGUGAGUCCCUUCUCUCUCCACUUUAUAUGAAAAGCAAAAAGUCUGUCCUGACCCGAUGAUAGCUCGCAACCUCCUCUUCUGACCCUGUACGAGAUCCGCAAGUUCGCACCACACAUCAUGGGCCGGGAGAUGCAGAUCUUCGUGGAUGGCGGUGUUCGUCGCGGAACGGACGUCUUGAAAGCUCUAUGUCUCGGCGCCAGUGCGGUCGGGAUCGGUCGUCCGGUCCUGUUCAGCAUGGCUGCUGGCUAUGGUCAUUACGGUGUCCGGAGGAUGCUUCAGAUUCUGCGAAAGGAAAUGCAGACUAACAUGGCGUUUCUCGGUGCCAGGAAGAUCGAAGAUUUGAGGCCGGAAAUGGCGAAUGUGAAGGCUUUGGAGAGGAAAGUCGUUGGGGAGUGUAAAUUAUGA
Messenger RNA from Lecanosticta acicola, 1543 nucleotides. NCBI's taxonomy places the organism in Eukaryota, Fungi, Ascomycota, Dothideomycetes, Mycosphaerellales, Mycosphaerellaceae. The record is from the annotation of a GenBank genome assembly.